Lachnellula hyalina is the source of this 1236-nucleotide messenger RNA. RefSeq lists its product as uncharacterized. Gene Ontology annotation, biological process: inositol phosphoceramide metabolic process; sphingolipid biosynthetic process. The transcript has 3 exons. Gene Ontology annotation, cellular component: inositol phosphoceramide synthase complex. The record is from RefSeq and is a predicted model, not a curated record. Lineage: Eukaryota; Fungi; Ascomycota; Leotiomycetes; Helotiales; Lachnaceae. Gene Ontology annotation, molecular function: inositol phosphoceramide synthase activity. The coding region runs from base 1 to 1236 and encodes 411 amino acids.
AUGGCUACUUUUCCAAUUGAAGAGCCCCAAUGGAACAGUGCUCCGGCUUGGAAAUUGCCAGGAUGGGCGGAACCAAUUAUGGUUGCGAGCAUCUUGGUCGGAUCUAUGAUAAUUACUAGGAGACAUAACUUUCGAAUCUUCGAUCGGAGGAGAAAUUAUAACCUUUUGGACGACGACCCAGAUUUUGAGUCUACUCGGUCGUCGGAUGAUAUGCUAUCGAGGGACCUCAUGGUUGGAAACGAGGGUGAUGAUUCCAGUAUAGAUUCCAUGAGCACGAUGAAGAACCCGCCGAAGAGGAGGAGAUGCUGUGGGAUGACCGUAUACACGCCCAAUACUUCUCGAUUCGCGGAUUACUACCACAGCCGGAUCUUGCAGAAGUUCCCGUUCUUAAUAGAGAUGUUCUAUUGGAUUAUUACUUACGGUUUCUAUCGAUGUACGAGCCUUCUCUCGAAUGCGGUGUUCUCAAAAACGGGGAUAUGGGACGUUGCCCAGGAUCAUGGGCUAGCUAUUCUGGAGUUUGAGCAAUUUUCCCGGUUGAGCUUUCUCUGGCCGGUGCAUGAGCGCGAUGUGCAACAAUGGUUCAUGCAUGGGCAUCAGACGUUCUUGACGGUGCUGAACCGUUCAUACGCCUUGAUCCACAUUCCCGGAACCGUGGGAUUCAUUGCAUGGUACUACUAUGCCGCCCCCUCCUUCAACACCUUCGCAGUUGUGCGAAGAACGAUGACCCUCACGAACCUUUUCGCUUUCAUAAUCUUCAUCUUCUACCCGUGCAUGCCACCGCGACUCCUGCCUCCAGAAUACGGGUUCCUCGACAGUGUUGGACGAAACAACGCACAGAGCGUAUGGAUGAGCGGGAAAUAUGUGAACGCUCUGGCAGCUAUGCCAUCGAUGCAUUUUGGAUACGCUUUCAUUAUCGGCAGCACAUUUAUAUAUCACUCUGGGGUUUUCCGGAGAACGCUUGAGACGGGAGAAACGCGCAGGUCCAAGCCAUGGGCUCUUUUCUAUGUCUUGUUGGCCAUUUGGUAUCCGGCCUGGAUCCUUACCACGAUUGUGGCGACGGCGAACCACUAUUACCUCGACGCCAUGAUGGCGUUUUUCGUGGUUCUCGCCGCUUAUUUAUGUAACAGGGUAUUCUUGGCAUUCCUGCCCUUGGAGGAUCUGCUACACUGGUGCUUGAGAUUGAACAAACCAGUACCAACGACUGGUGAUAAAAUGCGAAGAAAGUCUGCGUCUUAG